AUGGACAUGGAUGUGGGCUACUUAAUUUCUCAUCAGAUCUCUAUGAUUGCCCAGCACGACUCCUCUAGGCUUGGGUUUCCAGCCUUAAUCACCGGUUUAUGUAAAGCUAGAGGAGUCACUUCUGAUUCGAGGACUCUGGAGAGUCUCAGCCUCGCCAUUAAUUUGGCAUAUAUGAAGAAGAAUUGUUGGAAUCUUGAUUAUCUAACAGUGACUUUCAGAGGGCCUAGGAAGGGCAAGGGGAAGAAAUCAGAGACUUUCCCAUCUUUUGAGGUUAAUACAAGGAUUAUGUCUGAAGUAAUGAUACUUUCAUUAUCAAUAAUAGUGGUUCUCUCUGGCACAACAUACUCAAUUUUCCUAGAGUCUGAAAAUCAUAUCAAAUCGGCUACUUUUGUGUCUAAAAGUUUUGAAGUGGGACCAGGAAAAAUUGCAUCAAAAGCACUUUAUGAUAUUGAGUUUCCAAAAGGUCAUAUUGGGGUCAAGAGUUUUGAUGCCGAACUAGUUGAUGAAGAUGGGAAAUCUGUACCUUUAUAUGAAACCUAUCUUCAUCAUUGGUUUGCAAUAAAGUACAACGAAAAUAUUACUAUGUCACGGUACAUUGAGCAAUCUCAUGACAUUAGUAAAGGUAUCAAUUACACAAGAAAUGAUGGUGCAUGCAGAGGCUUUUUGCUUCCACAUUAUUGGGGCUUAGGAGGAGAAUCACGAGGAACAUCCUCAAAUCUUCCAGACCCUUUUGCGGUAGAAUUUGGUAACCCUAAAAAUAUUCCACAUGGAUUUAAGGAAAAAUGGUUGUUCGACAUCAUGGUUAUCGAUACACGUGGUGCAUAUAGUAGAAAAGGUUGCACAGAAUGUAGAUGUGACCUACUUAAUCUUCCAAAGGACUUUUAUAAUGUCACAAGAGACAUUAAUGAGCAACCAUUGUCCCUAAAUUAUAAAGGAGGACUCUUUUGUUGUAAAGAUAACUUACAAUGCAAAUUAAGAAAGGGUUUUCAUGGCCCAACGAGAAAGCUUUCACUGAGAUACAAAAUAAGAUGGGUUGAUUGGGAUGAACACCAAGUGCCACUAAAGUUUUAUAUACUUGAUACAACUGAUCGUGUGAGAACAAAUGGCUCUUCAACAAUUCAUGAUUGCCAGGCAGAAUAUACCAUUCCAAGAAUUGGUCAUGGUGACUUCCCUCAUGUUAAGAAAGCAAACAUCCCAAUGAAAAAAGGUGGUUAUCUUAUAUAUGGCACUUCUCAUAUGCAUACUGGUGUUGUCAAUGCAACUCUCUAUGGACAGGAUGGAAGGGUUUUAUGUACUUCAACACCAAAAUAUGGAACGGGAAAGGAAGCAGGAAAUGAAAGAGGUUACCUAGUUGGAAUGUCAGGUUGUUAUCCCAAACCAGGCUCUGUUGAGAUUAAAGAUGGUGAAAUUCUCACUCUAGAAACGAGAUAUCAAAACAAGUUUCGUACUGGAGCUAUGGGAUUUUUCUAUAUUCACUUGGCAGAACAACUACCAAACAUUUUAAAGAUUUAAUGUGAACUGUUAUUUUAUCUUUUUCAAAUAGCUUAUUUAGCUUUUGGGAUGAUUUAUUCUUGAUAAG
Messenger RNA from Glycine soja, 1579 nucleotides. RefSeq lists its product as uncharacterized. The transcript is spliced from 4 exons. NCBI's taxonomy places the organism in Eukaryota, Viridiplantae, Streptophyta, Magnoliopsida, Fabales, Fabaceae. The record is from RefSeq and is a predicted model, not a curated record. Bases 1 to 1512 code for a protein of 503 amino acids.